GGGGCUAUUGGUCCGGCAGUCCCUAUAUAGUAUACUGGGGCUUCGCCCCAGUAUACUAAUACACGAUUUUAUAUACAGAUAUCAAGUAUAAAUACGACAAUCAGCAACGUUGAUGGAGCAGGGUUGCGGUGGUGUAGUGGAGAGGCUGUCUGGAUUGGAUGGGUAUAAAGUUCGGACCGGACCGGACUGCCGGACCAAAUAUACGGAGUAAAUUUACGGAUACAGUAUACUGGUUUCGGACCACGUCUUGUGUAUAAAUUUCGGACUGCCGGACCAUGGAAUACAAACUAUUAACGGACCUUAUACGGAUUAUACCACGUGGAAAGUUUAACAUACCACGUAGCACACAUGGAAGGAGAGCUAAGGUCUAUAGAGCCUAUUGCUCUUCGUCACUGGAUUCUAGCAGUUUAUUGGCCCAAGUGAUGCAUGAUGGCAUUAAUGGAUUCCAUUGGAGGCUAUGAAAAUGUAGUAGAAAAACCAUUAAGAAGACUUAUUGAUAAAUUUGCUGAGCUUAAAAUUAUUGAGCACAAUGCAUACUGUGUAGUUGUGGAGGACGUGCCAAAACAAGAAAAUAAUAGUGAUUGUGGUGCAUUUGUCUGUCGGUUUGCUAAUGAGUUAGUAUCAGAGUCUUUAAAACCAUACACCUUUGAAACUUCCAGUAUAGAGUUAAGAAGUUGGAUAGUGGAUGCGUUUCGCAAAAGUUUAAUGCCUAAGUUUUGUUUCACAGAAGUUUUAGACUCACAACUAAAGCUAUUUAAUGAAGAGCUAUUAGCAGCGGGAUAUAUUAAGGUUAAUACAAAGGACUCUGCAAUUAUUAACCUUAAUUACCAAGCCUUUUAGAUAUAUUUGAAUUGGAAGUUACUGAAUUCUUCAAAAGCAUUCCAUCAGCUAUGCUUAAAAAAGCAACCGACUAUUAUAUCAAUAAAAACUCUCGCCUAAACAGUAAACAAACAGCAGGUGCAUGGUAAUUUAGAAUCAUCUUUUACACAUGAACAGCAUCACAAACUGGUGAGUAUGGUACAAAAUAAAUUGGAAGAGGUGAUGCCAGUAUUGAAAGGAGGCUUUAGUGUCACUUUUGACAUAUUUUAUCCUGAACUCUUUAUUAGGACUUUAUCCAAACAACUGAAACUUUGUUAUAGUGAUGCACAGUCUUUGUAUUACAAAGGAAAUGAUAAAAAUGACAUCAACAACUCACUUUAAAAUUUAAUUAUUAAAAAAUUAAUUAAUACCAAAAAAAUAACGAAAUAGCUAAUUAUCA
This is a messenger RNA of Amphimedon queenslandica, 1258 nucleotides long. RefSeq lists its product as uncharacterized. Gene Ontology annotation, molecular function: cysteine-type peptidase activity. The transcript has 10 exons. Gene Ontology annotation, biological process: proteolysis. The coding region runs from base 427 to 840 and encodes 137 amino acids. The record is from RefSeq and is a predicted model, not a curated record. NCBI's taxonomy places the organism in Eukaryota, Metazoa, Porifera, Demospongiae, Haplosclerida, Niphatidae.